UACAAAGUCGCAGAACUUUGUCAGCAAUUGUCUGAUGUAAGAAUCUGGCAUGAUGUCACGGAGAAAAGCCAAAAAGAAAAAGGCAAACUGCAACCACUGUGAAUAGUAUACACAAGAGAUAGUAUCAUCAAUACCCUAUGCCUCUCUGCUAUUAGAUUUUCUUUCCCCCGGUCACACUUUUGCAUACAAUUUAAAUCCUGAAGUAAGGACACCUUUACUAAUAUGGACCUUUCCUUCUGUCUCAUUGGUGUCUGGAUGAGAGAGAUUCGACUGUAUAUACUUUAUCUUAUGUACGUGUUUAUAUACCAAAUUGAUGUAGGUAAGGAACUUCCAUCUUCCGCCAAACACUCCUAUUCCAGGCAGUCCUUUCCCUCCUGUCUUUUUAGCGUUAGUUCCAUCGUAUACGUGAACAUAUACGUAGAACCCCAACCCUGCUAGGUGGACCAGUAAUGCCACUGCACUUUCCAGGGCGCCCCGUUGCAUGAUGCGACUUAUCCGGUGCUCCUGUGGCUCAACAGGACGUCCCGAAUUCCCGCUCUUACUGCCCCAGUUACCGUCAUCGUCAACUCCCCAGUAGUCUUUAGCGGGUUCCUUCGGCGGUUCUGCCGGCCUUCUUGAGCCCUUCAGAACGAGCGGGUCGUCCGCGUAGCUUUCUUCAUCCUCAUCCUCCGCUAUUUCGGAUAUCUCCACCUCUCUCUCGACCGCGGGAACCUCCUCCCCGCCGCGCACCGGGCGCCUCCGCAGUUCCUUUUCUCUGCGACUGGCCAUGCUGGGCUUCUUUCCACGAGACGACGAAGAGGUCAAGGUCAAUGACGGUAAAUAGUGCGCAUGCGCAAAUCAACGACUGCUCGUGCAAAACGCUCCCAACAACACACCUCCACCCAACUUGCAACUCCCAACUACACUGAAAAGAUGUCGUCUUCUGCUCGCCGCAGAAAGAAUAAGGAAACUCGCUCCAGUAAAUACGACAGAAGAGAUGAAUCGACGACGCUGCACGCCGAUCAAACAACACCGACCCCUGAACGGGAGUCGACUGCCUCCUCCUUCAGCCUCGCGUCUUUCUUCUUCCACCUCUUCAUGCUGAUAUUCUACACGCUCGUCCACGUGUGGGGCUCGCUAGCUCUGAUGGAGGCCGGCAGAGACAAGAAACUGGGCUACAAGUUUAGCCCUCUCCGGACACUCACGUUUGCAACGAUACAGAACCUCUACAUUCAGACAGGCUACUCUGCACUGGCUGUGGUGUGCGAUGUGGUGCCAGCAUCCAACUUGAGAAAAAACGUGGAAAACCUGCGGAAUUUUAUCUUCACAAUUUUAGCCUUCCCAUUUGCAAUGAUAGUGACAUUUGGGUACUGGGGGAUUCUGACAAUGAACACUGGCUAUCUCUAUGACAAUAAGGCACUAGCUGUGAUGGCAUAUGUCCCUCCAAUGCUCAACCACUGUUGGCUAGAAUGUUUUUGCACAAAGAAACUGUACUACUACUCUUGCAGGGUAUUUGUGAUGUACUACAUGGCUGACAUGGUACCGUAUCCCUUCAUGAGGAAGCUUGGUACCGUCGGCCUUGCUGCCUUCUUUGCCGCGGCUCUGCCUGCCUAUCUUUGUUUCUACUACCUGGGCCGAGGCAAGGCGACGGCGGCCCGCGGGCGGCUUACCAAGUCGGAGUUCGUGAGCAUCGGCUCGCCCGAGGAGACGGUGUUGGAGACGUACUUCGUCAUUCUAUCCAAGAUGAACUUCGAGAAAGCCCGGGAGCAAUGCGGGUGUGUGAGCCUCAAGAGCGUGAGACGGGCCGUAAAGAGUGAGUCAGGGGGUGGGGCAAACUGGUGUGAGCUGAUAUCGGCGUUGAGUCGACUGGCGGUAGCAGAGAGCGGCUAUUUCAGCCUAUCGUACAUGGAGAAAUCGUGGAGCGACUCUUGGAGAAGAAAGAGAGAGCCUCCAAAGGCAGCAUAUGAAGCAAUUCUCCAGGAUCUAACCAGAGUGUACGAAGUCUACAUCUCCCUGAAAGGUGGUACCGACAUCAGCUGGGAGAGGAAAAUGGCCGACCUCGUCCUCAGUACACGAGACUACCUGCAGGCACGGAAAGACAUGAUGGAUUUUUUCAGUUAUCUCCGGUUUGACCAAGUUGGAGAAGGGUUUCAUCUCGACUUCAAGGGACUCGGGAGAUUUCUGAAAGAGAUUUAUGACCGCUACAAAGACAGCUGCCAGCACACUUUUCUUCGCCCGAUCAAGACUGUUCUAUUUCGAGAGGUGACGACACUGCAGGAUCUAAUUAAAGCCCAGCAGCACAUGGCAGAGUGGCAGUUUCUGCCGACCAUUGUGUCUCUCCAGUCGGCUCACAGCAAACUGGUCAACUGGAACUUCAUCGUCCCCCUCGGAAACCAUUUCACACUCUAUUUCCACGGGACAUUGAGCGAACACUCCAUUGUGUACAACAUGAAACACUUGUCGGCCAAGAUUGACCGCGACUACAUCGGUAGCAUGCUGGCCCUCUUCCGCCACAUCCCCUCGGUCGCAAUCUCUCUCGUAUUCGAUUCCAACGGUCUCCCGGAGUUCAGAGGACCCAAGUAUUCAUUCCCCGGUUCCCCCGCCCCGGUUCUGACUGGACUCAACUCCUAUCCCUUCAUGAUUACCAUUCCUCAGGGAUUUGACGUCUACCACCAUCGAGCUAACAUUGUCAGCAUCAUAAUGAGCAAGAGCCCCGCACUCUCCACUUCGCCAAAUGUUGUAGCCCAACACGAUGAGAAGUUGUCAUGCACGUAUUUCCUGGCGCAAAUUGAGGCGCGGAUCACAUUGGUAGCCAUCUGUUCAUCGCGAGGGAAAGACAGAGAUAGCAAAACCAUCUCCAUCAUUAGUGACUUCGCCAACGAACUGAGACCUACAUGUUGUGCUGAAGAGGAAGAGGGGGGAAUAAAGCUACUGAAAACAGCAACGUGGGGCGAACACGUGGGUAUAGUCGAAGUCUGCUUUGACGGAACAUGGAAGAGAGUGUGCGACAAUGGGGCGGGGUGGACUCGGAGUGACUCCGUGGUAACGUGCCGACAACUGGGGUACUCCUACCCCGACGGAGCCGAGAGUCUGGGGUCACACAGUCAGGGCUGGGACACGCCCUCCAACUCCACCAUUCCGAGUUGCCAUGGGAACGAGGCAACACUGAGUAGCUGUCCUACAAGCCCGGCCCCCAUCAACUGUGCCUGGCACGGCGCCUUGGUCAACUGUAGCAGAUCAGUCAACCAGCACGCAAUCCUACCCCCACCGCAACUCUUUCAACUUCAGCCUCCCUCCGUCCCCCCAAACAAAACCAGUCUACUGCCAGCUCCAACACCAAGGCCCCCCCCAACAAAACGUACUGCACUAGAGUCAGGCACAGUAAAAGUGACUCAAACUAACCGUCUCACUACAUCGGACACGGGGACACCGGAGGCAACAGAAGAAUCGAUCUACUCGCUCAAUUCGGUGACCGUCAGGAUAAUUGGAGGGGUCACCGUUGGAUUAGUGUCACUGGGACUCGUUUCCUGCCUCGUCAUCAUAGUCUGCAUUGCCUGUAGGAAGUCUCGAAGAGGGAGAAAGUUCGAGAUGGAUCGAAACGUGGCCUACUUGGAGCAGAAAAAGAUUGCGAAACAAGUACAACGGAGCGAAUCGGGCUCAAUUCAGGAACCUAUUUACGAACACAUUGAAUAG
Messenger RNA from Geodia barretti, 3672 nucleotides. NCBI's taxonomy places the organism in Eukaryota, Metazoa, Porifera, Demospongiae, Tetractinellida, Geodiidae. The record is from the annotation of a GenBank genome assembly.